AUGGGCCAACGCACGGGCGAGGCCGCAAGACCACAUAGUGUGGUUGAUGGAGGAGAAGAGGCAUGGGGCGCGUGGGAGGCUGACUGGGUUACCGAUGUGCAGCAGCAAAUGAAGCCGGUUGAGCGUGAUCAGCUGCAAGGGGGCUUGCACUUGGAAGCCGGCGAGGCAAUUGCGGGGAAGGCCAGGGCGGCAACGGCAGACAGAGGCGGUGGUAUGCUACUGUAUGGAUAUGCAGCGUGGCGACUGAUGAUGGAUGACAGUCAAGGCGUCGUCGGUCGCGUGACGAGGCGCCGGCUAGGGUCGCAAGCAGAUGCAGAUGGGAACAGGGCCGGGCUCAGCAGCAGCAGCAGCAACGGUCGGGAUGGAAAGCAAAGGCCCGGGGGGGAUCUGGAUGGCGAGCAAGAGGGCGUGGAUAGCGUGGAUUGGAUGGCCGUCAUCCAAUUACCUCAGCAGUGGGGGCCGUUUGCAUCCACAGCGACAUGCCACGCCGCCGUCAAGAGCCGCUCCAGUCGGCCUUUGCUCGCCGGCCAUGGCCAGGAGGAUUCCGACAAGACAAGACAAGACCAGACCAGACCAGACCAGACAGACGUUGAUGGCGCAUCCGAGCAGCCGUGA
Bipolaris oryzae ATCC 44560 is the source of this 615-nucleotide messenger RNA. RefSeq lists its product as uncharacterized. The record is from RefSeq and is a predicted model, not a curated record. The transcript is spliced from 2 exons. Bases 1 to 615 code for a protein of 204 amino acids. Lineage: Eukaryota; Fungi; Ascomycota; Dothideomycetes; Pleosporales; Pleosporaceae.